Molecule: messenger RNA, 1302 nt
Organism: Closterium sp. Naga37s-1
Lineage: Eukaryota; Viridiplantae; Streptophyta; Zygnematophyceae; Desmidiales; Closteriaceae
Source: the annotation of a GenBank genome assembly
AUGCUGGAGGUGGGUUGGGCACAUGGUGGAGGUGGGUUGGGCACAUGGUGGAGGUGGGUUGGGCACAUGGUGGAGGUGGGUUGGGCACAUGGCGGAGGUGGGUUGGGCACAUGGUGGAGGUGGGUUGGGCACAUGGCGGAGGUGGGUUGGGCACAUGGCGGAGGUGGGUUGGGCACAUGGUGGAGGUGGGUUGGGCACAUGGCGGAGGUGGGUUGGGCACAUGGUGCAGGUGGGUUGGGCACAUGGCGGAGGUGGGUUGAGCACAUGGUGGAGGUGGGUUGGGCACAUGGCGGAGGUGGGUUGAGCACAUGGGGGAGGUGGGUUGGGCACAUGGUGGAGGUGGGUUGGGCACAUGGUGCAGGUGGGUUGGGCACAUGGUGGAGGUGGGUUGGGCACAUGGUGGAGGUGGGUUGGGCACAUGGUGGAGGUGGGUUGGGCACAUGGUGGAGGUGGGUUGGGCACAUGGUGGAGGUGGGUUGGGCACAUGGCGGAGGUGGGUUGGGCACAUGGCGGAGCUGGGUUGGGCACAUGGCGGAGGUGGGUUGGGCACAUGGCGGAGGUGGGUUGGGCACAUGGCGGAGGUGGGUUGGGCACAUGGAGGAGGUGGGUUGGGCACAUGGCGGAGGUGGGUUGGGCACAUGGUGGGUUGGGCACAUGGCGGAGGUGGGUUGGGCACAUGGUGCAGGUGGGUUGGGCACAUGGUGGAGGUGGGUUGAGCACAUGGUGGAGGUGGGUUGGGCACAUGGUGGAGGUGGGUUGGGCACAUGGUGCAGGUGGGUUGGGCACAUGGUGGAGGUGGGUUGGGCACAUGGUGGAGGUGGGUUGGGCACAUGGUGGAGGUGGGUUGGGCACAUGGUGGAGGUGGGUUGGGCACAUGGUGGAGGUGGGUUGGGCACAUGGUGGAGCUGGGUUGGGCACAUGGUGGAGCUGGGUUGGGCACAUGGUGGAGCUGGGUUGGGCACAUGGUGGAGGUGGGUUGGGCACAUGGUGGAGGUGGGAUGUGCCAUCCACAAAAGUAAGGGGCUGCUGCCCUCGAUCUUCCCUACCCUCACUGUUGUCUCCCACCUACCGUACCAUUUUCCCACAACCCCAUCCCUCUUCAUUCGGCAGGCGCAAGGCCAAAUGUCAAUUCUUGGAAUAGUCAGCUGUGGACUUCCGUCAGUGGAGUGGCUCGCUCAAAUAGGUCACCAUUCCACCACGCUCUGUGCUCUUCCAGUUCUCAGCCUUCAUCCUACCCGCCUUCCCUGCCUUUCCUUUCUUCCCUGCCCACCCUUGCCUUCCAUCACCUCUCCCUCUCUGUAG